CAUUCUUUUAAUUAAAUAUACUUGUAGUUCUAAAAUCUGACCAAUGAACUCUUGUAUUUUCACAUAAAAAUGAGAAUUCUAAUGAGUGAAAAUCAACCAUAAAAAAUCAUUGCUAACAUAUUCUACGUUUGAUCUGUUUUCUUAUGAAACAUUUUUAGAAUGUGUUACGGAACACGCACGACUGUCGUGACAGAAAAUUGAGUCAGUUCCGCAAGCAGAGCGCGAGAGCGGUUGUCUCUCUGUUUCGUUUAUAAUUAUAAAAUACAUUCAUAUAUGAUGGCGUCCGCGAAAAGAAAGCAAGACGAGAAGAAUUUGAAAAUAUUACGCGAACUGGUUUCGCAAUCCGGUAAUAAAGAAUGUUUUGACUGCCAUCAACGAGGCCCAACUUACGUCAACAUGACAAUCGGUUCAUUCGUCUGUACUUCUUGUUCUGGUAUGCUACGAGGUUUAACACCACCACAUAGAGUAAAGUCUAUUUCUAUGGCAACAUUUACACAAGAGGAAAUAGAUUUUAUAAAGGAACGUGGUAAUGAAUAUUGCAGAAGAAUAUGGUUAGGCUUGAUGAAUCAAAAUUCAUCUCAAAAUUUAGAUACAAAAGAUGAACAAAAAAUGAAAGAUUUAAUGAGUGCAAAAUAUGAACUUAAAAGAUAUUAUUUGGAUCCAUCCAUGGCAAAUCAAAACUCAAAUCAAAAGUCACAAUCAUCUAAUCAAAUCAACAUUCCAAGGGUUCCACAUUCUGGAACAUCUACAUUAUCUUCCACAUCAACUUCAAAAAUAAACAAUGUUGAGUCAGUUAAUUUUAAUAAUUUUUCGACAGAUUUUGUAGCUGAUUUCAGCAAAGUUCCUGAUCCAUUUAUUAACACAACACCUGCAAGUAAACUCAGUCAACCAAUUGUACCUCAGCCAUUUUUUGCCAAUUUUGACAACAAUCCUGUUUUUAAUAGUCCAAAAAAUACAAAUGUUGAAUCCUUAAGUCCAGUUAGUCAGACUACAGGAAAUUUGACUAAUACAAUGAAUGCAAAUGGUACACAUGUACCUCCAUCAGAAGAUCGUUAUGCGGCACUGAAAGACUUAGAUUCCUUAAUGAAGCAAAUACAAUUAAAAGAUGAUGCAACAACAUUAAAUACAUCUACAUGGAAUACUAAUAAUGCUACAAAUUCAAUUUGGAGUGUAGGAAAUCAAACUACAAAUGUAAUUUCAAAUCCAUUUACAACUGGUGAUUUAUGGCGACCAUCUAAUGUAGUUAAUAAUAAUACACAAUCAAUUGAUACUUCUUUAUACAAUCCUAUUAAUCCUUUUAAACCAGUACAAUUUCCUAUGAAUAAUGAUCCACAAUGGGUAGGUAUUGGACCAUCUAGUAACAGAGAUGUAAUUCAAUUUAGUCAAUUAAUGACAAAUAAAGUAUGGCAACCAACUCUUCCUGCAUAUCAUGCAAAUCCAUUUAUGGUUGGUUCUGGUGUGAGCAACAUGACAAGAAAUUCGAACAAUCCUUUCUUAUGAUCAAAUAAGCAUAAGUUUUUAAUGGAAUUACGAACAAAUAAUAUAGACCUAAAAUAUGUUUAGCUUAGGGCAAUUGUUUAUAUAUGUGACCUUAUUGGCAAUUAGUGCCAUUAAUUUUUAUCUACAGGAGCACCAAUCUCUUAUUCAUAUAACUAAAUAAUACUUUUAUUUAUGAAUAUAAUAUACACGUUAAAUAAAGAUUAAUAUUUGUUACCAAU
Apis florea (little honeybee) is the source of this 1718-nucleotide messenger RNA. It is a transcript of the gene drongo, whose product is annotated as Arf GTPase activating protein drongo. NCBI's taxonomy places the organism in Eukaryota, Metazoa, Arthropoda, Insecta, Hymenoptera, Apidae. The record is from RefSeq and is a predicted model, not a curated record. Gene Ontology annotation, cellular component: cytoplasm; membrane. Gene Ontology annotation, molecular function: GTPase activator activity.